This is a messenger RNA of Raphanus sativus (radish), 801 nucleotides long. RefSeq lists its product as uncharacterized. The coding region runs from base 1 to 801 and encodes 266 amino acids. Gene Ontology annotation, molecular function: nucleic acid binding; zinc ion binding. The transcript is spliced from 3 exons. The record is from RefSeq and is a predicted model, not a curated record. NCBI's taxonomy places the organism in Eukaryota, Viridiplantae, Streptophyta, Magnoliopsida, Brassicales, Brassicaceae.
AUGAAGUAUUGUCGGGUGAGGCCAGCAGAUGCAUCUCAAGUUAGGCAGAAUGCAGCACCAGCAGCUGCAGUAGUCGCACCAGGAGCUUGCUUCAAUUGUGGCAAGCAAGGCCAUUUCGCCAGAGAUUGCACGACGGAGCCUGCCAUAAAGCGUCAAGCCAUCGCUCCACGAGUGUACGCUUUAGGAGAAACUGAAGGAGUUGAGCCGACAGCUGGAUCGGUUUCUGUUGGAGGUGAGAUAGCUCACACUCUUUUCGACACGGGAGCUUCCCACAGCUUCAAGAAGCAGAUCAUAACAGCUGGCACAGAGAGUUUAGGGACCUUUGGUAUCCAUCGAGAGGUACCAGUUAUACUAGGAGGAAUGGACUUCAUCGGAGACUUAUCAGAGAUGGAGCUGGAUUACUACGAUGUUAUACUUGGGAUGGAUUGGCUGUCGCGGCAUCAAGUGGUGGUAGAUUGUCCAAGGGCAAGAGUUCUUAUCCCUAGAGAGGAAGGGAAUAUCACAUUCCAGUGCAUCCAAGUUCAGCGGGGAGUUUCUAUUGUCUCCAUGAUGCGUGCUGAGGACUUUUUGGAGAGAGGAGCAGAGGGACUUCUAGCAACUAUCUCGGUGGUUAAAGAUGAUGCACAUUUUGAAUUGCAAGACAUACCUGUGGUUGAAGGGUUUGAAGAUGUGUUUGAGGCUUUAGAAGGGCCACCACCAGCCAGAGAUGAUGUCCUCACCAUUGAGUUGGAACCAGGGACAACACCAGUUUCACGGGCUCCGUACCGAUUAGCACCAGCAGAGAUGGCUGAAUUGAAAUAG